Messenger RNA from Echinococcus granulosus, 645 nucleotides. RefSeq names its product Propionyl-CoA carboxylase beta chain. Gene Ontology annotation, molecular function: propionyl-CoA carboxylase activity. The transcript is spliced from 2 exons. Bases 1 to 645 code for a protein of 214 amino acids. Gene Ontology annotation, cellular component: mitochondrion. Lineage: Eukaryota; Metazoa; Platyhelminthes; Cestoda; Cyclophyllidea; Taeniidae. The record is from RefSeq and is a predicted model, not a curated record.
AUGCCCACACAUGCACCCAAUCUCCUCACCGGCUUUGCGCGUCUGGCCGGCCGGCCAGUGGGUAUUGUGGCUAAUCAGCCCACCGUUGCCGCGGGCUGUGUGGACAUCAACGCGGCCGUGAAGGGAGCUCGAUUCGUUCGCUUCUGCGAUGCCUUCGGUUUUCCCUUGGUCAACCUGGUCGAUGUUCCUGGUUUUUUGCCGGGUGUUGGCCAGGAGGCUGGGGGCAUAAUUCGCCACGGGGCAAAGCUGAUAUUUGCCUACUGUGAGGCCAGUGUACCUAAAAUGACGGUGAUCACACGGAAGGCGUAUGGUGGGGCAUAUUGCGUGAUGGGCUCGAAGCAUCUGCGGGGCGAUGUGAACUAUGCCUGGCCUAGCGCAGAGAUCGCGGUUAUGGGAGCAAAGGGCGCCGUACCAAUCGUCUUUCGCGACGAGCUUGGUGCGGCGGAGUCGACGGCCAAACUGGAGGCCACCUACGAGCGUGCCUUCGCUAGUCCAUUUCCAGCAGCGGCGCGUGGCUAUCUGGAUGACAUCAUCGAGCCAUGCACCACCCGAGCUCGACUCUGCGCUGACCUGGACCUCUUGAAGGACAAACGCGUACCUACUGCUAAUCAGUACCCACGAAAACAUGCCAAUAUGCCGCUUUGA